AUGGCAUGUAAGGCUAAUAUUGCUCCAUGCAGUAUCCACAGUCCGCACCCUCCACUUCACAAGUAUCAUCAGUCUGGGAACCUCGUCCUGGGUGGCGUUGUUUCUCUGAAUUUCAUCAACUCCAAUUCAACAGCCUUCACCAAAAAACCUCCACCAGCCCUGUUUGAUGACAUUAGUAUGGUGCCUAAGAAUUACCAGCACAUCUUGGCCAUGGCAUUUGCGGUAAAGGAGAUCAAUGAAAACCCUCAGCUCUUACCCAAUGUCACCUUGGGCUUCCAUAUUUAUGACAACUAUUUUGAUGCCAAGAGGACUUAUCAUGCCACAAUGCUUCUUCUAUCUACCUUCAAAAGAUUUGUUCCUAAUUAUAUUUGUGACACACAGAAUCACCUGAUAGCAGUUAUUGGAGGACUGGACUCUCAAAUUUCUCUUUACUUGGCAACUAUCUUGGAUAUCUAUAAGGUUCCACAAUUAAUGUAUAGUCCUGCUCCAGUGAUGCCUGAUAAGGCCCCAGGCCUUCCUUUUUACCAAAUGGUUCCUAGACAAGAGCUGGAAAAUGAGGGGAUUCUUUCUUUGCUUCUGCACUUCAGGUGGACAUGGACUGGAACUGUGGUUAUGGAUACAGAGACUGGAGAAAGAAUUGUGCAGAGUGUGCUCCCAAAGUUUUCUCAGAGGGGUGUCUGCUUUGCCUUCAUAGAAAGAAUCCCCAAGAUAACAUUUACCACUGAAAUCACGGGCUUAUUAGAACAAGGACCAAAGAUAAUUGACAAAGUGAUGGGCAGCACAGCUAAUGUAAUAGUGGCCUAUGGAGAAUCGUAUUCCUUUGUGUAUUUUAGAUGCCUUUCAUAUUUACCUGCCACAAAGACACUUAAAGGAAAAGUGUGGAUAUCAACUGCUCAGGUGGAGCUUACGUCCAUUAUCAGUCAAAUGACUUGGGACACAGAAAUAUUCCAUGGCGCUAUAAGUUUCACAAUCCAUACAGCCGAUCUAUCAGGAUUUGAACAAUUUCUUAACAGCAGGGACCCCGUGAGCCCCCAAGAGGACGGUUUUCUUAGGGACUUUUGGCACCAGACCUUCUGCUGCAUCCCCCCCAAAAGUUUUGCUGGCACUGUGGAUGGGGAAGUUUGCAUAGGAAAAGAGAAGUUGACCAGUCUUCCCGCCUUUCUUUUUGAAAUGAAAGUGAAUGGGCACAGCUACAGCAUCUACAACGCCAUCUAUGCUGUGGCCCAUGCUUUACAACCCGUACACAUCUCUAGGCUCAAACACAGGACCAAAGUGUUCAGGGAAGGACUGAUGCCUCAGAAUCAACCAUUUUGGCAGCUUCAUCAUGCCCUGGGAAAGGUCUCAUUUAACAAUAGUGCUGGAGAUGAAGUUUCUUUUGAUCAGAAUGGGAAAUCCACUGCUGGGUUUGACCUUAUCAACUGGAUAAGUUUCUCAAAUGUAUCUAAAGUGAAAAUUGGAAAGCUAGAUCCAAGGCUCCCUUCAGGGCAAAGAUUCUCCCUCCGAGAGGAUGCGAUCACAUGGCACAGCUGGUUUAAUCAGACCCAACCUCGUUCUGUAUGCACUGAAAGUUGCUAUCCUGGUUCGAGCAAGAAAAUGCAGGAGGGGAAGCCAUUUUGCUGCUAUGAUUGUCUCCCUUGUCCAGAAGGGAAGAUUUCUGACCAGGAGGAUAUGCCUGACUGUUACAGCUGUACAGACAAAACCUAUCCAAACAGAAAACAUGACCUUUGCUUAGCCAAAGAUGUGACCUUUAUGUCUUAUGAAGAGCCUUUGGGGAUCAGCCUAGGUUUGGUUGCUCUUUCCUUUUCAUUAAUCACAGUUCUGGUCCUUGGAACAUUUAUAAAGCAUCACAACACUGCUAUUGUCAAAGCCAACAACUGCAGCCUGUCCUACACCCUCCUUGUCUCCCUUCUGCUCUGCUUCCUUUCUACGUUUCUGUUCAUCGGACGACCACAUCAAGUAACCUGUCUCCUCCAGCAAAUUGCCUUUGGCAUCACCUUCUCAGUGGCUGUUUCUUGUGUGUUGUCAAAAACCAUCACAGUAGUGCUGGCUUUCAUGGCCACCAAGCCAGGAUCAAGGCUGAGGAAGUGGAUGGGGAAGAGAGUGACUUACUCCACUGUACUUUUCUGCUCCCUUAUUCAAGUGGGCAUCUGCUCUGUGUGGCUGGCAAGUCAUCCUCCAUUUCCAGAUGCUGAUCUGCAUACAGUGCCUGGAAAAAUUGUCUUAGAAUGUAAUGAGGGAUCUGUGGCAAUGUUCUACUGUGCCUUUGGCUACCUGGGUCUCCUGGCCAUUAUAAGUUUCACUGUGGCUUUCCUUGCAAGGAAGUUACCAGAUAAUUUCAAUGAAGCAAAAUUUAUCACUUUCAGCAUGUUGGUCUUCUGUGUUGUUUGGUUAUCUUUUAUUCCUUCCUACCUGAGUACUAAAGGGAGAUACAUGGUAGCUGUGGAGGUCUUCUCCAUCUUGGCCUCCAGCGCUGGCUUACUUUUCUGCAUCUUUUUUCCUAAGUGUUACGUUAUUGUACUGAGGCCUCAGUUGAACAAAAGGGAACAAUUGAUUAGAACAAUGAAUUGA
Molecule: messenger RNA, 2568 nt
Organism: Pogona vitticeps (central bearded dragon)
Lineage: Eukaryota; Metazoa; Chordata; Lepidosauria; Squamata; Agamidae
Source: RefSeq, a predicted model, not a curated record